This is a messenger RNA of Myxocyprinus asiaticus (Chinese sucker), 4597 nucleotides long. Its product is annotated as RNA binding protein fox-1 homolog 1-like. Gene Ontology annotation, molecular function: mRNA binding. The record is from RefSeq and is a predicted model, not a curated record. The transcript has 12 exons. NCBI's taxonomy places the organism in Eukaryota, Metazoa, Chordata, Actinopteri, Cypriniformes, Catostomidae. Gene Ontology annotation, biological process: nervous system development; regulation of alternative mRNA splicing, via spliceosome. Gene Ontology annotation, cellular component: nucleus; cytoplasm. The coding region runs from base 181 to 1332 and encodes 383 amino acids.
UUCUUUUUCAUACCCCUGGAUCUUUUUCUACCUUCAUUUGGAUCCUAAACUUUCUCAGUCUGGUUCCUACUUUCUUGAUUCAGAGAGCUAUCCUUCCCCUCUAUCUCCCCCUGCACUCCUCUUUGUCUCCCAUCCCUUUUAGCUCUUCCUUUUUUCUGUCCUUUUCUCUGGCUAUGCACCAUGUUGUCCUCCCCUACUGUGAUCCUUCAGCCCUACGGACUCCCUGUUUACCCCCAGACAGCUACCUGCUACCCCAGCAUAGUACAGGGUGCCACCGUCCAAGAGGCGGGGCCAGGCAAUGGCGACCCCUCACUUCCUCAGAUCUAUGCCCCACCCCCUUCAUAUCCUCCACCUGGUCAAGCCCCACCCACACCUGCUGCCAGGCUGCCACCCCUUGAUUUCAACCCCGCCCAUCCUAGCUCAGAAUAUUCAGAUCAUCACCAGUUAAGAGUCUACCAGGGCUCUCAACAUGACGGGAUGCAGUCUAUAACUGCUAAUAACACGGAUGAUUCUUUGGCUCCAGUGACGUCUGACCCUCAGUCUCUUAAUGUUUCUGUGGUACCUGGGAGCGGGACAGGAAGUGGAAGUGAGGAGGAGGGGGCUGGUAAGGCCCAACCCAAAAGACUCCACGUGUCCAACAUCCCUUUUAGGUUUCGUGACCCAGACCUGAGGCAAAUGUUUGGGCAAUUUGGCAAGAUUCUAGAUGUGGAGAUCAUCUUUAAUGAGAGAGGAUCCAAGGGUUUUGGGUUUGUGACAUUCGAGAGUGCAGUGGAAGCAGACCAAGCGAGAGAGAAGCUCAACGGAACGAUCGUUGAGGGAAGGAAGAUUGAGGUGAACAACGCCACAGCGAGGGUGGUGACAAAGAAGCCCCAGACACCUUUAGUGAACACUGCUGGGUGGAAAAUCAAUCCAGUAAUGGGAGCGAUGUAUGCUCCUGAACUUUAUACAGUCACCAGCUUUCCUUAUCCUAUGCCCACGCCAACCUUGGCCUACAGAGGUUCUGCCCUCCGUGGGCGUGGUCGAGCAGUCUACAAUACCAUCCGGUCAGCUGCAGCAGCAGCAGCCACACCAGCUGCAUUACCAGCCUAUCCAGGGGUGGUAUAUCAGGAUGGAUUGUACAGUGCUGAGGUUUAUGGAGGAUAUCCAGCCACAUAUCGAGUGGCCCAGUCCACCUCAGCCGCUGCAACAGCCACAUACAGUGAUGGAUAUGGGAGAGUCUAUGCCGCAGCAACAGACCCCUACCAUCACUCAGUGGGACCCACAACAUCUUAUGGAGUUGGAACAAUGGCAAGUUUGUACCGUGGGGGCUACAACCGCUUCACUCCAUACUGAACAGAAACUAUUCUGUGACUGCAACACACUUCCUUUUUAAUUGUCUGUUGCUGACAAUGACUAGACGCUCUUUUCCUAUGUGAACCAUGACUUCUGAGGAACUGUUUGACUUUGAGAUUGUAAAUAAUGCGGCUGACACUUUGCUAUUUAUUGCGGAAAGAUGAAUUCAGCCUGAAAACAUUAAGAAUUAUAUUUAUGGACUUUUAUUUAAGUCUGAAUGCAAGGGAAAAAAUGGGAGAAAACAAAAGUUCACAUGCUUGCUUAAAAGAAGCACAGUGUCAAGCUGAUGAAGAUGUUGUUAUUAUCUAUGUACUGAUACUAUUAAAGGGAUAGUUCACCUGAAAAUGAAAAUUCAGUAAUCAUUUACUCAUCCCUAUGACUUUCUUUCUUUUUUAGGAUGAAACCAACAGAUUUACAGGCAGAUGUUAGGCAGAUUGUUAGGCCUCAGUCACCAUCCAUUUUCAUUGUAUGGACAAAAGAUGCAAAUAAAGUUAAUGGUGACUGAAGUCCCCAAAAUUCUGCCUGAAAUCUCCUUUUGUGUCCCACGGAAGAAAGGAAAUCAAGUGGUUUUGGAACAAAGUGUGCACACUUUAUGACAAAAUUUUCCUUUUUGGGUGAACUAUCCCUUUAAUGGUGCAGUUACAGAAUUGUAAUAUGCUAACAAAGCCUCACAGGUAUAUGGUAGGCCUUACAAUGAGGAUAUUGAUUACAAAAUAGUGUCAUUUUGUUACAAAAUGUUAGUACAAAAUCUGGGUUGAAUAAUGAAAUAUAAUAUGUUCAUAGACAUAUUAUAUCUGGAACUUUCCCCAGAGUGAAAUAUGCAGAACACUGAACCUGUCUAGUAUGUAUAGGUUUGAGUUUGUGUUGGUGUGUGAGUGUUGAUGUGUGUGUGUGUGUGCACGCGUGUGUGUGUGUGUGUGUGUGUGUGGUGUGUUGGAGUGUAUUUUGAGUGUGUGUAAUUUUACAGCUAUCAGCUAUUAUAAUGCAAUACUGUGAGAUAUAGCAAUGGCACUGGUGUGGGUGAUUUGUUCUCUCUCAAUACAAUCUACCUCUAAAUAUCUCUUUAUUCUAUUCUUUUGCAAACCUCUCACUAUUUUCCAAUGGGGCAAUUUCUAUAUCUUCAUUAUGGAUGGCUUGCUUGCAUGUUUUAGUCUACAAAAAUCUUUGGUGCUUUCCUCUCAAAUUCAACGCCCCUCUUACUCAUUUCCUGUAAUAUCUUGUUGUAUCAUGGCCCAUUGUUCUUGUUCCUUUCUCUGUUCCUUGUCUGCUGCUUCAAAUUCUGUUUUUACUCCAGUAAUAAAACCUAAUUUUCAUCUUUAAUCUACUUUUUAGUUUUCACUUACUCUUUUCACGCUUCUUGUCAUCAGAUGUGCUUUACUUACCUUUACUGUCUGCUUUCAAAGGCUUUCUUCUUUCUAGCUAUCUAAAGGCUUGUCCUCCAUGAAAAUGCAGUUCAAAGCGAUUUUCUAUUGAAAUUCCUGUAGUACUCUUAACCAAGGGAAUCAGCCUUAAAUGUAUUAAAAGGAAUUCACUUUUAUUUUUUAAACAUAAGACACAACUUACAUUAUCAAAGUUAUUUAAUUAGUUAUUUGAUUUUUAAUAAUAAUGUCACAGUGAUUAUAGACAGAAAUCAGAUUUAUACAUUGCUACUGUUUCUGUGCCUUUUUAUAGCUCUUUUCUGUCUCUUGUUUUUUCUAUCUUUUUCUUUUUUCUUUUUCUUCCUUUCUCAGGCUUUCUGUCACUUUUUCUUUCCUUCCUUCUUUUGACCUUCUUUCCAUUUCCUUCUUUUUUCCUUCAACAGUCUUCUUUCUUUCUUUCUUUCUUUCUUUCUUUCUCUAUUUUUAUUUAUAUAUUUAGUUAUUCAGUAAUACAAUUAGUUAUUUGAUAUUUAAUAAUAAAGUCACAGUGAUUAUAGACAGAAAUCAGAUUUAUACAUUGCAUUUCUGACUACAUUAGGUCAUUUUGGAUUCAAAAUUGAUAACUGAUUCAUAAAUGUGGUUUAUUUUGCAGAAUAUUUAAAGUAUUUUAGUGAACUGUCCUAUAGAACUGUUUCUGUGCCAUUUUAUAGCUCUUUUCUAUCUUUAUCUUUUUUCUUUUUCUUCCUUUCUCAGGACUUUCUGUCACUUUUUCUUUCCUUCCUUCUUUUGGCCUUCUUUCCAUUUCCUUCUUUUUCCUUCGACAGUCUUCUUUACUUCUUUCUUUCUUUCUUUCUUUCUUUCUUUCUCUCUAUUUUUAUUUAUAUAUUUAUUCUUUAGUAAUAUAAUUAGAUAUUUUAUAUUUAAUAAUAAAGUCACAGUGAUUAUAGACAGAAAUCAGAUUUAUACAUUGCAUUUCUGACUACAUUAGGUCAUUUUGGAUUCAAAAUUGAUAACUGAUUCAUAAACGUGGUUUAUUUUGCAGAAUAUUUAAAGUAUUUUAGUGAACUGUCGAACUCUUUCUGUACCUUUUUAUAGCUCUUUUCUUUCUUUUGUUUUUAUCUAUCCUUUUUUCUUCUUUUCUCAGGACUUUCUGUCACUCUUUUUUUCCUUCCUUCUUUUUUCCAUGUUUCCAUUUCCUUCUUUUUUCCUUUGAAAGUCUUCCUUCUUUCUUUACAUCUUUCUUUCUUAGUUCAGAACUUUCCAUCACUCUAUCCUUUCCUGUCUUUAAACCCUUCCAUCCAUUUAUUUUCUUUCUUCCUGCCUGCAUUCAAUAAUUGUUUUUCUCUUUUACCUAUUACCCUAAUUUAGGCCUUUCUUCACUUUGUAAAAUAUUUCUGCCUCACCAGUUUCUCUUUGUUGGCUUUGCUAUGUCUUACUAUGCUUUAAAAGUUUAUUCUCUUAUUUUUUCCAACUGUUUUCCAACUAAUUCUGCCCCUUUCAUUCUAUCUCCUGUCAGCUUUCUUUUCAUAAGUCUUUUCCUUCUCAAUAUUUUCUCUUCUUUCUUUACAACUACUAACUCUAUAUUGCCUGACAAGUUUGUUUUGUUUUCUCUCACUUUUUCUUCCUUUCAUGCUCUUUUUCUACUCUAGGUUUCCUUGCAUUCCUCUUAGCUUUCAUUUAUUUACUUUGGCCACUUAAUAAUUUUCUUGUUUUCUCUCUCUCUCUUUCUUUCUAAAUAGUUUCCUCCAGACAGUGUGAUGUUAUUUUUACAAGCCUAUGUACCAUUACAGGACCCACGGUGUCAUUGCUGUAUCACAUAUUCAAUGUUUUUCCUUUUUUUUUUCAACUCACUACACUGUGCAAGCUACACUAUGGCUUAAUUGUACAUUAAAACAGUUUAAGUUUAA